Messenger RNA from Trichogramma pretiosum, 1433 nucleotides. RefSeq lists its product as uncharacterized. The record is from RefSeq and is a predicted model, not a curated record. NCBI's taxonomy places the organism in Eukaryota, Metazoa, Arthropoda, Insecta, Hymenoptera, Trichogrammatidae. The transcript has 5 exons. Bases 44 to 958 code for a protein of 304 amino acids.
UUAAGCUCACAUUAACUACCAGUGUCAACAUUGAAGUGUUAAGAUGGUAUCUUAUAAACUGUGUGACUCGCAUUAUACCGGACUUAAAAAUAUACGUUUACCAAUCAAAUGGAUAUCUGCUUAUAAUUUUCGCUUGAUUCAAAUGAGAAGUGAUUAUCAAAUUGAUGAGAAUUUUACAGUGGAGCAGCGGAAUUUAAUUUUUGAAAACAUCUAUCAAGAAUUAAAACAUGAGCUACCAUCCGUGUUUAAACGCGUGAGUCUGAUGGAAGUUGAAUCGCAGUGGAGAUUAUUAGUAAAGCAAUACAAAGAAGUGACUGAAAAUGUAAAAAAAUGUCACACAUGGCCAUACUUCUUAAUAAUGAAUGAUUUGGCCAAUUCAUUAGGAGGAGCUCAGAAAUUUAUCGAAAGUGAAUUGUCAUACAAUUUUAUAACACCGUCAGUACCGGAGCAUCAAGCUGAGGUUGAAAAAAUUAAGAAUAUUCCGAUGGAAAUUAUACCAUCGACAGACAGUCUGGCAUUAACUCAACAUGUCAGUGAUGCGAGUUUGAUGUUUACUACACUGAUAAAGAACGUGUCGAAAUCGAAUAAAUGUAGUCCUCUGGAAAUAUGCAAAGCCUUGAAAAUGUUGAAAAGACAAAAAGGAAAAUCUAAGCGCAAAUUCAGUAGUACAGGAACAAGACAAAACUCCAUCCCGGCUUGCUCUAGAAGUCACGUUGGUAGCGUUAGGGAAAGCAAUCAUAACGCUAAUAAACGCACCAAUAGUAUUACUGCUAAGGAAAAGACUCAUAUUAACGAAACGCAUCCAGUAAGAAUAAGUUCUGUUGAUAACAUUGAUGUCAAUCUCGAAAGGUGCCAGUUGCAAUUAGAUACCAAAAUAAAAAGAGUAGAUGAAUGCGAGGAAAUGGAUUUUGAGAUGGAUGUACGUUUGGAAUGUGAAGAUGAAGUUUUUCAUGAUUAAUUUAUGUAUCAUCACUGCAGCAACUGAUGAAGUUUAUCAUAAAAAUCAAUAAUAGAUUUAAGAGACAGUUUUGUAAAUAAUAAAUAUUUACAUAACAUUAAAAUUUAAAUAUUAAAAUUAAAUUAAAUUUUUUACUUUCACGAAUAAGUAUAUUUAAUUAAGUUUAGAAAGUAGCAAAAUUACAUAACUAUAACAAAGCUCAAAACCAAAGAUAUUGAUCUAAACAUUAAUAUUUUAAUAUUGUGAAAUCGUAAUUAAUGCGUAACAGUUGAAUCAUGCGUACAAUAAAAAUCCUUGUUAUACUUGAAUUUAUACUUGUUAAUAUGCUUGUAAAUAAUGUUUUAACGAGGCGGCUAGUAGUGGGAUGAUACCUAUCAUAAGUAAUACGUUUAGAUUCAAUUAGUUAGUUAAAUGAUUGUGACAACUGACUUUAUGAACCAUUUUAUAUAAAUAAAGAUAUUUCAAAAUUUCGAAA